AUGGAGGUGUUUACCGCCGUGCUAUUUGUUGUUGUGACUGCCUUGAUUUUAGCAUGGAUCAAGCAAAGCCGUUAUCUCCCUCCAGGACCAGGGGGGAUACCUGGUUUAUCUGGAUUAAAGAUAAUGACCUCGGACAAAAUACCGAUGAGAACUUUCCGGAAAUUGAGGAGGACAUAUGGAGACGUUUUCAGCAUACGGGUCGGAACACAACUACUUGUUGUCCUAAAUGGUUAUGACGUCAUCAAGGACGCUCUCGUGAAAAGAGCAGACGAAUUCUCAGAUCGUCCGAUUCUCUUCAUUAACAGUAUACUUACUAAAGGCAGAGGUUUACUAGCCAGUUCAGGAGAACACUGGAAACAAACGCGGACAUUCUCCCUAACAGCCCUCAGAGAAUUUGGGUUUGGUAAGAAAUCACUGGAGGCAAAAGUCAAAGAAGAAGUUGAUGUGUUCUUGGAUGUUAUUGGCCAACAUAAUGGUGAACCCUUUGACAUCAACGCACUAGUGCAUUCGAGCGUGGCAAACGUCAUUUGUAGUAUUGUAUUCGGGCGACGGUUUGACCACGAUGAUAAGGAUUUUAAGUGGCUACUAAGUAAUGUCGACCCAGGACCGGCCGGCCCCACCAGCAUUGUAAACACGUUCCCCGUGUUACGAUUCUUACCAGGUGAUCCAUUUGGCAUUAAAACAUUUUUGAGGAAACUGUUACAACUUAGAGGAUACUUCCGGACAUCGGUAGAAAAACACAAAAUGGCGUUUGAUCCCAACUCUCCACAGGAUUUAAUAGAUGCUUUUAUUAAGGAAAAAUCGAAACACGAUAAGGACAAUCCUGUUUUCAGAUAUGAUAAUUUAGAUUUUAUCAUCCUCCAUCUGUUUUUGGCGGGAACGGAGACUACCACUACAACUAUUCGCUGGGCCAUUGUUUACUUACUUCGAAACCCGGAUGUACAAGUUCGAAUGUUCCGGGAAAUAGAAUCUGUCGUCGGUCUGUCCCGUCUACCAACAGUUGCUGACAGACCUAACCUACACUACUGUGAGGCUUUUAUCACAGAAAUUCUACGCCGUUGUAAUAUAGUUCCCCUAUCCGUACCCCACGGAGCCCUGAAAGAUAUUCACUUCAGAGGAUAUCGUAUUCCUAAGGGUUGUACAAUUCUUCCCAACCUGGAUUCCAUUUUAAACGAUCCUGAGAAUUUCCCUAAUCCGGAAACAUUUGACCCGACCAGAUUUUUAGAUGAUCAAGGAAAGUUCUGUGGUGCUGAAAAAGUGGUUGCUUUUUCCCUCGGAAGACGAGUGUGUCUGGGAGAGGCGUUAGCGAGGAUGGAAAUGUUCUUGAUUCUUACUUCCUUUGUCCAGAGAUAUGAAGUCGUGGCUGACGAGCCCGGUAAUCUUCCUUCAGAAGAGGGACUUUUCGGCAUCACCUACCGCCCGGAGCCUUACAAGUUCCGGGCUAUACCCAGAGGCUGACAUGUUUCGGCAUCACCUACGGUCCGCAUCCUUCCAAGUUCCGCCCUGUACGCAGGAGUCGAUAUGAGGAUCAAUUGUAGAAAUAUGAUUUCAUGAUCUAAGCAGAAUGACAGCAUAAUUAUAUCCGGAUAAUGAUAUGUGCUUAUUGGACAUUACAACUUAAGUUAAAUGUUGUCAUUACUAAUGUGUACUUGUAACAUUUACUUGAUGUUGCGAAUACGUAUUAAGAGUAUAUACGUGCUGUAAUACUAGUGUUUCAAAAUAAUACAUCCUGUAUCUUCUGCUGCAUCGUGCAUUUCUAUUUAAAGCACUGACAAUAAACGGUAUGGGAAUACGGAUAACUAAAUCCGGAUUCGUAUCUGGAGGGUAGCCACUAUUCAUUCUUAUUAAAACUGAGAAUAAUAUAUGUUACUUACUCGUUAUAUUAAAGCGACUAUAGUUGUACAUGUAUAAUUCGUACUCGUUAUAAGCGAUGAUAUCUCCUUAUAAAUAGUGAAAUGCGUUUCAGAUAUAGCUUUUAAAAAUGAUCUAUAAACAUAUAUUGACGAUUUUUAGCGCCGGGGCCGGGGUUCAAUUCCCGCCGGCGGGAUUUUAUAUAUUAAUAUAUAUAUUUUAAUUUUUGAUAAACAUAUGUAAUAUAAUAAUAUCAAUCAGCAUUUUUAGAAAAGGUAAAUAUAUUCACAAAUGUGUUUAUAGUUGUUAUAAUUCAUAUUUGCUCGGAGUUGUAAAUUAUCUUUUAACACAAAGUAAGCUCUACAGUAGGCUAACGAUAUAUUUAGUAUUAUCUUUUCGUAACUCAUAUGCAAAUAUGAUUUUAUAAUUAUUUCAAUAUCUUAAAUCAGUGCAUUGGCGCAGAAAAAAUAAUUUGACGAAUGAUUUUUGCAUGCCGCUCGUCAAUUUAACGCUUCAAAUUUUGACUAACACUAGUGCUGCAUGUAAGUCUUGUGUGUUGUCAAAUGUUUCUUUCAUUUUAGUUUUUUUAAGUGAGAUAAAAAAAACAUCCAUAAUUAUCAUUAUACUUUUUUUAGUAUAUAUAAAACAGGAUGAAUUAAAUUACAAAUGUCACUGACUUUCUGGUGAUGAAACAAAAACAAAGUAACAUGUACUUCGUCGGUUACAACAGCUGUUUAUUUAAAGAUGAAAUCUGUAUUAUAAUGCUAGUUUAUUAUUUGUGGAUGUUGAUCAAUAAAUCUUUAACAGCUCUAA
Messenger RNA from Pecten maximus, 2664 nucleotides. RefSeq names its product cytochrome P450 2H1-like. The record is from RefSeq and is a predicted model, not a curated record. Lineage: Eukaryota; Metazoa; Mollusca; Bivalvia; Pectinida; Pectinidae. The transcript is spliced from 4 exons. Gene Ontology annotation, molecular function: heme binding; iron ion binding; oxidoreductase activity, acting on paired donors, with incorporation or reduction of molecular oxygen, reduced flavin or flavoprotein as one donor, and incorporation of one atom of oxygen. Gene Ontology annotation, biological process: xenobiotic metabolic process. Bases 1 to 1458 code for a protein of 485 amino acids. Gene Ontology annotation, cellular component: cytoplasm; intracellular membrane-bounded organelle.